AGCCGCAGGUGGCUCGGCGAGCGUGUCCGCCCGGGGAGCUUGUCCACCCGGCGCCGCCAAUCGCGACCCCCGCCGCCUUUCCCGUGAUGCCCCGCGGCUGACCUGUGACCUCGCGGCUCACCACUCCCUGCGGCCCGCUUCCCUCCCCGCCCCCGCCGAGCUCGCAGCGCUUCAGCGGCCGCGGGGCGUGCCACCAGGCGCAGCUCCUCCUGUAGCGACUCGAGGCCCUCAGCGGGCGCCCUCCUUUCGCCUUUCCUCCCCGCGGCUGGGCCCGACGGGCGGGAAGCUGUGGCCGCGUCCGUGAGACAACUGAUCGGAUUCAAGAUGACCAACGAGGAACCUCUUCCUAAAAAGGUUCGACUGAGUGAAACAGACUUCAAAGUUAUGGCACGAGAUGAAUUAAUUCUCAGGUGGAAACAAUAUGAAGCAUAUGUGCAAGCGUUGGAGGGCAAGUACACAGAUCUUAACUCUAAUGAUGUAACUGGCUUAAGGGAAUCUGAAGAAAAACUAAAGCAACAACAGCAAGAGUCUGCACGCAGGGAAAACAUUCUUGUAAUGCGACUAGCAACCAAGGAGCAAGAGAUGCAAGAGUGUACUACUCAAAUCCAGUACCUCAAGCAAGUCCAGCAGCCUAGCGUUGCCCAACUGAGAUCAACAAUGGUAGACCCAGCGAUCAACUUGUUUUUCCUAAAAAUGAAAGGUGAACUGGAACAGACUAAAGACAAACUGGAACAAGCCCAAAAUGAACUGAGUGCCUGGAAGUUUACGCCUGAUAGCCAAACAGGCAAAAAGUUAAUGGCGAAGUGUCGAAUGCUUAUCCAGGAGAAUCAAGAGCUUGGAAGGCAGCUGUCCCAGGGACGUAUUGCACAACUUGAAGCAGAAUUGGCUUUACAGAAGAAAUAUAGUGAGGAGCUUAAAAGCAGUCAGGAUGAACUGAAUGACUUCAUCAUUCAACUUGACGAAGAAGUGGAGGGCAUGCAGAGUACCAUCCUAGUCCUUCAGCAGCAACUGAAGGAGACGCGCCAGCAGCUGGCUCAGUACCAGCAGCAGCAGUCUCAAGCCCCUGGCCCGAGUACCAGCAGGACUACAUCUUCUGAGCCUGUAGGACAGGCAGAGGCCACAGGUAAAGACUGCAGUCGUCUGGCCAACGGACCAAGUAAUGGCAGUUCCUCCCGGCAGAGGACGUCUGGGUCUGGAUUUCAUAGGGAGGGGGACACGGCCGAAGAUGACUUCCCUUCUUCACCAGGGAACGGUAAUAAGGCCUCCAACAGCUCGGAGGAGAGAACUGGCAGAGGAGGUGGUAGUUACGUAAACCAGCUCAGUGCGGGGUAUGAAAGUGUAGACUCUCCCACGGGCAGUGAGAACUCGGUCACACACCACUCAAAUGACACAGACUCCAAUCAUGACCCUCAAGAGGAGAAAACAGUGAGUGGGAAAGGUAACCGAACUGCGGGUUCCCGCCACGUUCAGAAUGGCUUGGACUCAAGUGUAAAUGUACAGGGUUCAGUUUUGUAAAAUUUUUUCCAGCAAACUUUUAUACAGUGUCAUUUAAUUUGGGAGAGGAUACUGUCCGGAAAAUGAACGCAUACUUUUGUCACAAUUUGCCUUUUUUGUGGGUGUUUUUUUUUCUUUUUUCCUUUCCCUUUUUCUUUAUUUCCUUUUUUUUUUCUUUUUUCUUUUUGCUUCAAUACCUCUGCCACUUUGGAAAUUGUAACAGUUAAUUAAUUACUUUGAAUGUUGCUAAAAGGACAUUUUGUGUAGGGUCAGGUUAUUUUUAUAUGAGUUAAUGUGAAGUUGUAAAUGGAAAUCUUUCCUUAAAGUGUAACACAAUGGUGUCUGUUUAAAUCUGUGUCUAUCCUAGAACCUGUGCUGUGUAAGGGCAUUCUUAUUCAUGCUGUUAUUGUACUUACGCACCAUUCAGACUUGUUAGCGUAGAUGUGGGUUUAUGACUGCCAGGUCUGCCCAGUACAGUAGUUUUAUCACUGAAAGUUGGACUUGUUGAAGGAGUCCUAUAGUAGUUUCAGUGUUAGAUACAGUUUUUUCCACCAUACAUCUGUGCAUUUUCUCUUUAGGUGACUGAAUGUUUAAGAAUUUUGUGUGCAUAGUUACUCAGUUUUUAUGAACUGUUGUAUCCUGUUAAUGCAUAUUGCUCUGUGACUCCAGUAUAUCUUACCUGUACUGACCAAACUUAAAUAAAGAUUUUUAUUGUAACUCCGUA
This is a messenger RNA of Mesoplodon densirostris (Blainville's beaked whale), 2218 nucleotides long. RefSeq names its product WT1 associated protein (gene WTAP). Bases 325 to 1515 code for a protein of 396 amino acids. Lineage: Eukaryota; Metazoa; Chordata; Mammalia; Artiodactyla; Ziphiidae. The transcript is spliced from 8 exons. The record is from RefSeq and is a predicted model, not a curated record. Gene Ontology annotation, cellular component: nucleus. Gene Ontology annotation, biological process: regulation of alternative mRNA splicing, via spliceosome.